Messenger RNA from Cydia splendana, 2081 nucleotides. RefSeq names its product mitogen-activated protein kinase kinase kinase 13 (gene wnd). Gene Ontology annotation, molecular function: ATP binding; protein kinase activity. Lineage: Eukaryota; Metazoa; Arthropoda; Insecta; Lepidoptera; Tortricidae. The record is from RefSeq and is a predicted model, not a curated record. The coding region runs from base 171 to 2081 and encodes 636 amino acids. The transcript has 13 exons. Gene Ontology annotation, cellular component: cytoplasm. Gene Ontology annotation, biological process: signal transduction; protein phosphorylation.
AAUUCUACUUUGUCUAUUGACUGCCAUUGAAUGUCUGCCAUAGACAUUGUAAACUUUCAGACAUCGCGGUGUUGUGCGUGUAGCUUCUCAAGUGAACUCAAAAUUUGUUUUGAAAUCCAUUAUCCUUUCAAAAUGUGUUAGAUUUCUAAGUGAAUGCGUCAUUAGCAACGAUGGACGGUAACGGUUGCCCGGACGGGCAGGACGAUAUAGACGGCGGGAUUUUCAAUGACAAAUUUCAACUUCGUCCAAGCGCUGAUGAUGAAGAAAAGAAGCUGUUUUGGCUGGAAGGAGUGAUGGGGUGCUUCUCAUCAGUUAUCUCCGUGUUCCGCCCGCCGGCAGAGAAGCCAGCGCUAGAAGAAAAAUGGGAGAUACCAGCGGAGGCGAUCACGAACCUGGUGUACCUCGGCUCCGGCGCCCAGGGCGUCGUGUACGGCGGGCAGAUUAACAACGAAAUGGUGGCCGUGAAGAAACUGCGCGACCCCGCCGAGACGGACAUCAAACAUCUCAGGAAACUCAACCAUGACAACAUAGUCCGCUUCCGCGGGGUAGUGACCAAGCCCCCCACUUACUGCGUGGUCAUGGAAUACUGCCAGUACGGGCCGCUGUUCGAGUUCCUGCACAGUGGCUCCCUCUUCGCGCCCAAACAGAUUCUCAAGUGGGCGAAAGAGAUAGCAAACGGCAUGGCUUAUUUGCACAGUCACAAGAUUAUACACAGGGAUCUUAAGAGUCCAAACAUCCUCAUAGCGGACAACCUGGUUGUGAAGGUGUCCGACUUCGGGACGUCGCGGGAGUGGAACGACGUGAGCGCCAUCAUGUCGUUCACGGGCACCGUGGCGUGGAUGGCGCCCGAGGUGAUCCGCCACGAGCCCUGCUCGGAGCGGGUCGAUGUCUGGUCGUUCGGCGUGGUCUUAUGGGAACUUCUCACUCAGGAGAUACCUUAUAAGAACAUGGAGACGCACGCCAUCAUGUGGGGCGUCGGCACCGACACCAUCUCCUUGCCCGUUCCCACCACAGUGCCCGACAGUAUGCAGCUCCUGCUCACUCAAUGCUGGAACAGGACGCCUAAAAACAGGCCACCCUUCAAAAUAAUAGCGGCGCACCUAGAGAUAGCCGGCGACGAGUUCGCAGAGAUCCACCAGGAGACGUUCAGCGUGACCCAGCAGACAUGGAAGAAAGAAGUGCAAGAGGGCAUGGCGCAGCUCUACACAAAAAGCGAGAAGCCGGCCGACGUGCAGGAGACGGCCACUAGGAAAGAGGAGCUCAAACACGCACGAGAUAUCAGACAGGUUUACGAGAAGCAACUAGCGCGAGCCAACGAGUUGUACAUGGAGGCGUGCGCCGUCAAACUGCAGCUAGAGCAGCGGGAAGCCGCCCUCACAGAACGCGAAAAGGCUUUGAAAUCAUGCCGGUGCGGCUUCCGGAAACUGGCGCUCCACCGCCAGAGCUCGACCUCGUCGGACGGCAAGUGCCGCGCGGAGCCGGUGCACAGGCGGCAGCGUAAGCGGGACACUGUCACCACGCAGGAACAACUGAAGACCAGCACCGCGCUACUGACCGACUCCAACAAGAGCUCGACCUCGUCGGACGGCAAGUGCCGCGCGGAGCCGGUGCACAGGCGGCAGCGGAAGCGGGACACUGUCACCACGCAGGAACAACUGAAGACCAGCACCGCGCUACUGACCGACUCCAAGAAGCGCUCGACCUCGUCGGACGGCAAGUGCCGCGCGGAGCCGGUGCACAGGCGGCAGCGGAAGCGGGACACUAUCACCACGCAGGAACAACUGAAGACCAGCACCGCGCUACUGAGCGACUCCAACAAGAGCUCGACCUCGUCGGACGGCAAGUGCCGCGCGGAGCCGGUGCACAGGCGGCAGCGUAAGCGGGACACUGUCACCACGCAGGAACAACUGAAGACCAGCACCGCGCUACUGACCGACUCCAACAAGAGCUCGACCUCGUCGGACGGCAAGUGCCGCGCGGAGCCGGUGCACAGGCGGCAGCGGAAGCGGGACACUGUCACCACGCAGGAACAACUGAAGACCAGCACCGCGCUACUGACCGACUCCAACAAGGUAUUAUAA